AUGCAGACAAACUGCACACACGAUACAGACCAUACAAAAGCAUUACUAAAGUAUGAUAUUAACGUCCUCUGCAUCGCUCGCACUCGCAUCUGCAUACUCAUUGAAAUCCCCCAUGCCAAUCCUAGCCCAUUGUUCCAACAUGUCUUCAAGCUCUUUGCGACACUCCGGAAUGUCGAGCAGGGUGUCAAUCGAUUUCCACCCUAUGUCGGACAUAGCCCUAUUCGAGUGCGGGGGGCUUACUCCCGGCUAGCUACUUCGGGCCAAGGCCGACUGCCAACUUCGUACAAGGGAACAGCUGUUGGGGUAAAGUAUGGUGCUGUUUGUCCUGCAAGCAGCGUUUCCUUGGUUGGGUUUGGGUUUGGGUUUGGUUGGGUUGUGGGUCGCGGGCGUAUUAUUCUGUAG
Suillus plorans is the source of this 402-nucleotide messenger RNA. RefSeq lists its product as uncharacterized. The transcript has 6 exons. The coding region runs from base 1 to 402 and encodes 133 amino acids. The record is from RefSeq and is a predicted model, not a curated record. NCBI's taxonomy places the organism in Eukaryota, Fungi, Basidiomycota, Agaricomycetes, Boletales, Suillaceae.